AUGUUCCCAUUGCUAAGUUCAAAUGAGUCAAACCGGAAGAUAGCCAUUGCCGGGAGCCGGGCUUUCCCAAAGCAAACUUACAUAAGCAGCCGCAGCCGCCUCCUUAUUCCGGAGCAGCUGCGACAAUGGCGGCCACACCACUUCCCUCUUGCGACCGCACAACUUGGGAGUGGGGAAGACAGGGCCCGGCACCGGACCUGGGGCGCAGCCCGCGCGUGGGUAGCCCACGCCCGCAUUUCGCAGCCCCUCCCCUGCGCGGCGCCCGCCAGCGACCCGCCACUUUCCCUUGCGUGGUCUGCCACUUCUCCGGGUGGCGGCGCGGGAGCGAGGCUCAUCCUUGGCCCGCAGCAGCCCCGGCGGCGCGACGAGCACGGGAACGGGCAUGCGGCCGGUUCCGCAGCCCCGCGCCGCGCCGCGCCCUGCUCCGCCCGCGAGCCCCGAGCUCGCGCCCCGCGCACUCCGCGGCCUGCGCGUCUGGUCCUCCCGCGCCCUCCCGCGGCCAGGGGCGGGGGCGGCGCGCGGCCGGCUCCCCGGAGCUCCGCGGACGCAGGCGGGGGAGCGUGCGCGGGGGUCCCGUCUGCUCCGGGGAGUGGGGGUGGGUGGGUGAGGACAGCUGCGAGGGGCGGCGCCCCGCGGGCUGCGCUCGGGCCCGGCUCGGCCGUCCCCACCCCCACCGCGGUGCACUGCGGCGCGGAGAGCGGGGCGGCCAUGAACUCGGCCGCCGGGCGGGCGAGCGAGCGAGCUAGCGAGCGCGCGCGCGGGCCGCCGCCUGGCCUCUCCUCCACCCGCUCGCUGGCCUGCGCGGUCCCCGGGGCGCCCGGCCCCCACGCCCAACCGCGGCCCACGCCCGAUCCCGCUCGCACCGCGCUGCGCCGCCACAUCCUGCAGCUGGCUGCUGCCCGAGCUCGGCGGGGACGCGCCUCCUCUCUGCCGCCCCGCCGCGCCCGCCGCCGGCUGCCCCCGCGUCCCCGCGCCCGCCCCGGCCCUUUCAGCACCCGGCCCGCGCUUACCUGCAGCCCGAAACAGCCACAGACGCUCGCCGUGGGCUCCCGCUUUCGGCAACGCGCAGGCCGGGACGGGAUGGACGCGGGGGCACGGGGAGCAGUCAUAGCACUCUGUCUUGGUGUUGUGGUGUGAGGCCACAGAGGGAUGGCUGAAGUUCACGGUGCUGGAGCAUGGCUAGCUUGCAAUUGUCUCCACUGCUACCAACGCUGCUGCUCUUGGACCACACCUGGAGGGGCCUCACUCCUCCCGGACUUACUGUCAACCUCAUGUAUAGAGAUGGUCCUUUAGCAUAUGGGAAAUAAUCUGCCCUGUGUUUUGACCAAGCUAAUGAAAUUAAAUUAGUUCAGAAGAGUUCAUAAGCAUUAGAAGUGCCCGAUAUUUUUAGUUUCGUAUCAAUUAUUCCUUGCAUUUAUGUUCAUACUACCUGUGCUCUGCCUGCCUGGCCUUUGCUUAUCACUGGGACUCAAAGGAACAAGUCUAAUAAAGGGACUAUUCUCAUGGGAAGGAGGAGUAGGGAUGGGAAAUCCCUGCCUGUGCCAGCACCCUUAGCACCUAUGAGAUUCAUAGAAAAUGCCAGUUGACAGCAAGAAUCAACCAGGAAUUCAGUGUUAAAGGAUGCAUUGUGAAGUUGGUAGGGAUCAAGGCCCUCCUGAAAUACAUUGAAAUAUGAAGCC
Molecule: messenger RNA, 1679 nt
Organism: Onychomys torridus (southern grasshopper mouse)
Lineage: Eukaryota; Metazoa; Chordata; Mammalia; Rodentia; Cricetidae
Product: mucin-1-like
Exons: 4
Coding region: 1-1137 (378 amino acids)
Source: RefSeq, a predicted model, not a curated record